AUGUUAUCUCUACUAUCGCUGAUAAUUGCAUCUGGAACUGUGUUACGAGCUGAUACCGAGGUAUGUUUGAUCAAAUCUCAAUUUUCAAGAGUGUGACAUUUUUUGUGUUGAUGUUCGGAAUAAAAAAACCAAAAAAGGAACAUCAAAUACUCGAGAUAUUUUCGUGUUUAUCCGUUCAUUUUUUUCUCUAUACUUGUUCAAAGUUGAAGAAAACAGUGAUACAUUUGAUAUGUUACCAUUUGUUUAUUUGUGCCACUUUGUUGACCUGUGGCUAUUUUGUGUUGAUCAUAAAAACUGUGAAGAGAUAGAGAGGAGAGUGAGAUAUUUGGAAACGAGCUCAUUUAUCAAGUGGCUGUUCAUGAAUUUUUCGAGCACAUAGAUGAUGAUAAUAAAUGGAAAGUGUAUAUUUACGCGUUUUCUAUAGUUGUUUUGAAAAAUAUCAAAAUGAAAUUGUAUUUUAUGAAAAAUGUAGCUAUAUAGAUUUUGAGUGAUUUCAUAGGACUUUCUCAAAAACAAAUAAUUUUUACCUAAUUUUCAAAUUGGGAUUCGGGAAAAAAAGGAUCUAUACAAAUAAACACAAAAAAAUUAAAACACAAACCCCUUUGCAGCUUUGGGAACCAUCAACUUACCCGGAUCCGCGUACAAACGCAACUGAAUGCAAUGUUCCACACGAUGGAACUCUCUGCGAUCCUGAUCAUAUUCUAACCGACACUUGGCGCCAAACAAUUCUCGACAAUGUUCAACAACAUCUAACAAGUAAUAAAAAAAUUUUUAACACGAUUAUAAUUUUGUUUUUGUAGAACUUCAAGACGCAAAAAUACAAUACAUUGAAGAUGCGAGUCCCGAGUGUUCGUCAAAUUCAACAGAACCUGUUCAGAUUUUUAUUAUUCUCGCAAAACGCAUUCAUACAGCAAGCAACCAAUCGAUAACAAGUGCUGAUUUAGUGAGUGAAGGGGGUUUUUGAUUUCAAAAAAUUGUUAUUUUUAGACUCAAUUUGGUCACGGUAUUCGAGAAGCAUUUGGUUUAGAUCACAUGCCAUGCAAAAACUAUAUUCUAGUUUUGGGAGUCGAACUUGCCAAGCAAAUCUACCUUUGGGUAACUAUAAAAUUUUCAAGCAUAGGAAUUACAUGUUCUGUUUCAGACUGGUUCUGAUUUGGCUAUUCCAAAAGAACAACUUGAUAACUCUCUGGCUCAAUACAAAAACUUGUUCACAGAGCGAAACUACAUGGAAGGUUUGAAUAAAAUUGUUGAUGAAAUCAGUUCACUUCUCCUCGAUCCAUAUAAGGAAUAUUCAACAACAAGUGCACCAGAGGAAACCACUGAAAAUCUCACCAAUACAACAUUUGAAACUACAACUAUUGCCAAUCCUGAACUUCCUAUUCCAAAGUAAAUUUUCACAGUAGUUUUUAAACAGAAAACAUGUGUUUUUUUUCAGAUGGAUGUAUGCGAUUCUUGCAAUCUGUAUGCUUGUAACUGCUUCCACCGUUUGUUUCUUUGUGUUUUAUUACACAAAGAAUUUCAGAAAUCGAAAGACUUUUCCCGUUGAUUUAGAGCAAAAACCAGCGUGAGUAUGGUUGAGGGAAAUUUUUGACAAAAAAAAGCAUAAAACUUUGCUUUUUUUCGAAACAUGAAAUAUGGUUUUUUUAUUUUUAGGGUUUCAAAAAAUUGAACAUUUAUUUUCAAAUCAAUCAAGUUUCAUAGAUCAUUAAAAGUUCCUUAUUGUUAAAGUAAAAAAAACAUUUGUUAAUUUGACCAACCACACAGUAAAUAAAAUCAUAAUCCCAAUAACCAACAUCAAAAAAACGCCUGACAAAGUUUAUGAUAUCAUCUCAAGUUUUAUGAAAUUUUUGGGAUUGCAGUUUUUUUAUGUUGAGAAAUUAUAGGAUAUAAUUGUACAAAAAAUUCACGAAUCUCAAAAACUUCAAAGAUAAGUUCGGAACCAAACAAAACCAUAAAAUUCCAGCGUAACUGUCAACAAUGAUGACUUUGUUCUUGAAAACGGUGAACGUCGUCGUCGCAGCAUCGAUUCGGAGAACAGCCAUCAACCAAAAUCUGAGCACAGCGAUAUUCCAGACAAUUGUUCUAUUGCUAGCCUUGAUUACCGUCAUGAACACAAUUAUGAAAAUGCAACAUCAACCAAAGUCACACUGAAUGAUUGCCGUCUUUCAACAGAUAAUGUUGUCACAAGAAGAAAUAGUGAAUUAUGCGCAUCACAAAUUCAAGUUGAAGAUCAAUUUUCAUCACUCUAA
Messenger RNA from Caenorhabditis angaria, 2249 nucleotides. The record is from the annotation of a GenBank genome assembly. NCBI's taxonomy places the organism in Eukaryota, Metazoa, Nematoda, Chromadorea, Rhabditida, Rhabditidae.